Messenger RNA from Cetraspora pellucida, 1212 nucleotides. The record is from the annotation of a GenBank genome assembly. NCBI's taxonomy places the organism in Eukaryota, Fungi, Glomeromycota, Glomeromycetes, Diversisporales, Gigasporaceae.
AUGGUUGAAAAUAAAAAACCAAAUCCUGAUCAGUUAAUAGUCUGUAAAAUGAUAGCAGAAGAGUGGCAAAAUGUUAGAAAACAAAAUGAAGUUGAUAUUGACAAAGUAAUUAUCCAAUAUCUAAACAUGUCUCUAAAUCUUCAAGGUGUUUCUUUUCCUAUGAUGCCUCAAUUACAAACUUCUACAGAUGGUAAUUCUUUAUCUACAAUUGCAAUUUCUAAUACAAUUUCUACUACUCAAUUACCUGAAAAUAAUAUAGAGGAAAUUCACUCUAAUGCUAUAGCACAAAAAAAAGUGAUUGAAUGUAAACAAUUAGCAGAAAAAGAGCUAAUUGAACUUAAAUUUUCAUAUAAUAUUUCAUCUAAUAUUCAACUUUAUAGAGAAUUAAAUGCAAUGUAUCAGUCUAAAUGCAGAGACAAAAAAUGCAAAACAUUAGAAGAACAAAAUGAAGUAGUCAGAUAUGACCAACUAGAAGCAAUAAAAGUUAGAAUUGUAAAUCAUCUUUGCCAGAAUCUUGAGAAAAAUUACAAUAUAUAUAUGUGCAGAUCUUCUCUAAAUAAUUAUCUUUUGCCUUGGCGAUCAAAUUCAAUUACUGCAAAAGCACAUCAUCACCCUGUAUGGGUUGCUGUUGCUGGAGUUUCAUGUGAUAAAAUAAAAGAACAUCAGGAUGAGCACUAUUGCCUGGCUUCUGUCAAAGGAGCAAAGCAAUUUGCUAAAACUUUUGCAAAUAUGUUAAUUAUAAUAUCUCAGGAUAAUAAAUCUAAAAUUGGUCUUGAUGUACCUGCUUCAUUAGGCACAUUAUCUGCGACACAUAUGGAAGAUCUUUCUUUUCUCAUAUCAAAUGUGCAGUAUACUGAAGCUUUAACAAUAGAUGUUGAUGGUGGACCUGACAAGAAUCCUAAAUAUUUAAAAAACAUAUUUUCAUACUGCAGAGCCAUGAUCAUGCUUUCAGAAAAGCUUGCUGGAAUAACACUUCUAAUUGAUUAUUUUAGUAGCCAUUUAGACAGCCAAGGAAAAUUUGUUGAUUCAGAAUUAGCAGCACAAAAUUUUCAUUAUGCAAGUAAAGCUUUAUGUAAAAUAUGGCAUCAUUAUUCUAUUUUUGGAAAAAAGGUUGAAGCAACCUAUAUCAAUAAAACUAUCAAUAUAUUUGUUGGACUUGAAUUUAUUGAAAGACAUUGCAACCUGUGUCAAUAUGCACUUGAUAUAAAAUGA